Molecule: messenger RNA, 693 nt
Organism: Fusarium fujikuroi IMI 58289
Lineage: Eukaryota; Fungi; Ascomycota; Sordariomycetes; Hypocreales; Nectriaceae
Product: related to short-chain alcohol dehydrogenase
Exons: 2
Coding region: 1-693 (230 amino acids)
Source: RefSeq, a predicted model, not a curated record
AUGCUUUCUUCUAAGCCAGUCUUUCUGUGUAUCGGCUCCGGUCCCGGAAUUGGCCGUUCAGUCACGGCUCUUUUCGCUGCAAAGCGCUAUCAAAACGUCGCUCUAAUCGCCCGACGACCUGAGCAGCUUGAUAUUGAGAAAGCGGCCAUCCUCGAGGUAGCGGGUCACGGAGUCGAUGUACAGACGUAUGCCCUGGAUGUCACCGACAUAGAGGCGCUCCAUUCUACUAUCACUCGCAUUGAGCGAACAUUAGGCAAUAUUGAGUGUGUUCUCUACAACGCCGCACGAGUUCAAAAGUCAACCUUUUUCACAUAUCGCGUUGAAGAUCUCGAAUAUGACUUCAAGAUCUGUGUGUCGGCCCUAUACUGUGUGGCAAAGCGACUGAUGCCUCACUUUCUAGAUCUUGCAGAUAUGAAACCACAUUUUAAACCGGCUUUUAUUGUGACGAGUUCGAUGCUGCCUGUUGAGCCAAUGCCAGACCUUUUUGCCUUGUCUCUUGCAAAAGCAGCCCAGCGCAACCUGGUUAAAAGUCUAUCCAUGACAUAUGGGCCACAUGGAGUCCAUAUUGGUGUCAUCAAUGUCGCAGGCUUUAUAUCUGCAGAGGAGAAGGAGACAAAUCCUAAUAAUAUCGCCCACAAAACUUGGGAAUGGUUUGAUACGAGGGGAAAUGCCCAAUUCGAGGUGCGGAUUUAG